Molecule: messenger RNA, 6010 nt
Organism: Amphiprion ocellaris (clown anemonefish)
Lineage: Eukaryota; Metazoa; Chordata; Actinopteri; Pomacentridae
Product: leucine-rich repeat and fibronectin type-III domain-containing protein 5-like
Exons: 11
Coding region: 1179-3809 (876 amino acids)
Molecular function (GO): protein binding
Source: RefSeq, a predicted model, not a curated record
GCUGUGUGGAUUAACAGUGCGGGAGAGGCGACCUGCGAGGAGGACCGAGGAUCAGCGGGACUGGACCGUUAAGCUUCGGUGUGAGAGUCACGGGGCGGCAGCUUUACCGGGACGUUCCCUGCUCUCCGGUUCCGCUCUGUUCUGUUUCUGUUCUGCUCUGCUUUUUUUUUCUGUUUUCCCCCUCUUCUCCUUUACUCUCGACUGCAGAGGAGACGCACAGAGUUAACAGAGGCUGAGAGACGAGAACAGAGAGGGAGAGAGAGAGAGAAUCCAAACAUUAAUUAUUGAAGGUCCAGCGGAAGUAACCAACCAGGAAAGGUACUGAUGUGGAUUGUUUAAUAACCAAGAAACUCUGCUUCACCCUCUGGAUUUAAAUGAGAAUUAUGGAAUAACUGCACUUUCCCACCCUUUCACCCGGGAUAUUUUCAAUCUUGCGGUGGAAUUCUUCUUGUUUCACCUGCCGGAGGUGAAAGGAGGAGGAGAAGGAAGGAGGAAGAGGUGAGGCGAAAGAACAAGAAAAAAGAAGGGGAGAGAGAGAGAGAGAGUGGAGGAAGGAGAAAGAAACGGCUUGGUGAGCUAGGAGAAUCGUUCCAGCGUUUUUUCCUCCCUCUCGGAUGGGAUUGUUCUCCCAGCAGGCGGAUGGAGGGAUGAAACCGGGAGCGAAGAAGACGGGGGAGAGUGAGAAAGAGAGAGGAGGGGAAAAAAGAGGAGGAUGUAGUCGUCGGGCGCUGUGAGAAUGCAAAGCGGACGCACCCCUCUGGAAGACAGGAUUGAACUAUAAACCCAAACGGAAUUUACAGCUACCCAAAAGGAUAUUACACACAUUUACCUCGACACGCACAUACAUGGGGCAUAUUGUCUUGUGUGGAAUCUACCUGUGUGGAGUUACAACUAUCACCACCACCGUCUUUGAAAUAAUGGGAUUUGGAGAGAUAAUUGCGCCCUGACACUCGGUGAACCAAGGAAACAUAUACGGAAAGAGCUCCACAGCUGGCAGACAGUCACCGAGGAGGGCGGGCCCUACAGUACUACGAUGAGUGAGAAAAAACCUGCAAGAAGAUUUUAGACCUGCAUCCUCAUCCAUGAUGUUGUGGCCGUGGUAACAUGUGAAUCCUGAAGCAGAGUGUAAUUUGCGUUCACAUCUCUCAAGGUGUUGUAUCCAGGUAGGGGUGGUAACCAUGGAGAGGCUGUUGCUGUGUGUGAUGCUGGCAGUUGCCAUGGCAGUGCGGGCACAGAUCUGCCCGAAGCGCUGCGUAUGUCAGAUCCUGUCACCCAACCUGGCAACCCUCUGUGCCAAGAAAGGUCUGCUGUUUGUACCUCCCAACAUUGACAGGCAUACAGUGGAGCUGCGGCUGGCUGACAACUUUGUCACAAGUGUAAAAAGGAAAGAUUUUGCAAACAUGACACGGCUGGUGGAUCUAACAUUGUCCAGAAACACCAUCUCCUACAUCACACCUCAUGCCUUUGCUGAUUUGGAAAACCUCAGAGCCCUACACCUCAACAGCAACCGGCUCACGAGGAUAGGCAACGAUACAUUCAGCGGGAUGUCGAAGCUUCACCACCUGAUUCUGAACAACAACCAGCUGUUCCUUAUCCACCAGGGAGCAUUCAAUGACCUGCUGGCGCUGGAAGAAUUGGACCUCAGUUACAAUAACCUAGACUCUAUUCCAUGGGAGGCCAUUCAGAGAAUGACGAGUCUCCACACAUUGAGUUUAGACCACAACAUGUUGGACUUCAUUCCAGAGGGAACCUUCUCCCUUCUACAGAAACUCAACCGACUGGAUGUCACAUCGAAUAAACUCCAAAAGCUGCCUCCAGACCCACUCUUUCAACGAGCGCAGGUUUUAGCCACGUCAGGAGUCUUGACCUCCUCUUCUUUUGCGCUGUCAUUCGGUGGGAACCCUCUCCACUGUAACUGUGAGUUACUCUGGCUGCGAAGGCUAAACAGAGAGGAUGACCUAGAGACAUGUGCCACGCCUCAGCACCUUUCUGGCCGAUACUUCUGGUCCAUCCCUGAAGAGGAGUUUCUCUGCGAGCCUCCACUCAUCACCAGAUACUCCCACGAGAUGAGGGUCCUGGAAGGGCAGAGAGUUGCGCUCAGAUGUAAGGCAAGAGGGGACCCAGAGCCAGCCAUCCACUGGAUCUCUCCUGAGGGCAAACUGGUGUCUAAUUCCUCCAGAACGUUGGUCUACAACAACGGUACCCUGGACAUCCUCAUCAGUACUGUGAAAGACACUGGCUCCUUCACCUGUAUCUCCUCCAACCCUGCCGGUGAAGCCCACCAAACAGUAGACCUGGUGAUCAUAAAACUCCCUCACAUCUCCAACAACACCAACAACAUCCAAGAGCCCGACCCGGGAUCGUCUGACAUUUCCACGUCGACCCGAGGCGGUGCCAACGGGAGCAACGUGACCGGUGACGUGAAGGGUGGGGUGGAUAAGAGGGUGGUGACAGCAGAGGCCACAUCAUCAACUGCACUGAUCAAGUUCAACUUCCAGAGGAAUAUACCAGGCAUCAGGAUGUUCCAGAUACAGUACAACGGAACCCAGGAUGACUCGCUGGUUUACAGAAUGAUCCCGCCAUCGAGCAAGAACUUUCUGGUCAAUAACCUGGCAGCAGGGACCCAGUACGACUUGUGUGUUCUGGCCAUCUACGAUGAUGUCAUCACCUCUCUGACAGCGACGCGAGUGGUCGGCUGUGUGCAGUUCACCACCGAGUCAGAGUACAUGAGAUGUCACUUCAUGCAGUCUCAGUUCCUCGGUGGAACUAUGAUCAUCAUCAUCGGAGGGAUAAUAGUGGCCUCAGUGCUCGUUUUCAUCAUCAUCCUGAUGAUACGGUACAAGGUGUGUAACCCUGGUGAGGGCGGCAAAGGUGUCUCAAUGUCGAUGACCAACGUUCACUCGCAGACCAAUGGGCAGCAGUCGCAGGGUUGCACCGUGACUCCCAGUGCCUCUAAACACGGCUCAAUCGGAUUAGACGACCUCUCAGGAGGCACAAAAAAAAGGAGCGGGGCAACAGCAGCAGGAGGUGGGGGAAAGGAUACGAUGACUCAGUCGUCUGAGUCCUCCCUGCCCGACUGCUCCACGGCUACGUCGGUUCUCAGUCAGGCUUGGGCAGCAAGGAGCCCGACGGCUGAAGCCAAGGAACGGGAGAAAGUGGGCGAAGAGAGAGCUCAAAUCGCCAUCGCCUCACCCACCAACACCACCGGUUCCCUGCACAAGCCAAAGCGGAAGCCCGCUCCGAGCAAGCCCGGCUCGGCCUGCUCCAGCACCACAGCGAUGGCCGAGAACCUGGCCUCCUCCUCCCCUCGCCCCCCAUCAUGCUCCUCCUCCUCCAACGCCUCCUCAGCCCUCCUCCCCACCUCCUCCCCCAUCCCCCUAGAGAACCUCAACACAAACCGCAACAACUCCACCUCUCUCAACCAAACCCCGCCUCCCACCUUUGCCCCUUCCCCUUUCUCCAGCCUGCUCAGCACGCCAAGCCCGGUCCCGUCGGUUCGCUACAGAGAGACGCCCAUCCUGCGCCGGGCUCCUCGCGCCGCUUCCUCCUCCUCCUCCUCUGCCAAGUACCAGACUCUCCCCGUGGAGGAGGGAGGGAGGAGCAGGGCGAGGAGGAGGUACUCGCUCAGUGAAGGAGGCUCAAAGACUCCCUCGUCCCAUCAGGGAGGAGGAGGUGGACCCAAAAUAGGGCGCAUAAUGCGGAACAAAAGGAGCCAAUCAAUGAGCGGGAUGCUGCUCCCUAAAGACGGGGAUGGAGACUCGGACAAAGGGCGGUGUGAUUCUGACUGGAUCUUAGAAAGCACUGUUUGAACUGGAACAAGGCAGCGAUCAUGAAAUAAACUUUGGUUUAUUCAUUAUUGUUUAUCCUUCGUGUGAGUGUAUGUCUGCAGUGUGAGUGUUAGUUUGAAAUUGUUUAUAGGUGAAUGAAUGAAGGUGAAGGCCUGUGUGUGUUGUUACUGUUUAGAAUGUGUGUUUUCAUGUUUGAAUUUUGUCUAUAGAGGAUGGUUGAGUGUUUCUGGAUGAACGUGUGAGCAUACUGUUUCUUUUUCAGCCUAUGUUUUUUUAAUUAUUCUUUUCAUAACUUCUCUCCACAGUUCUUUGUAUUCAGUUUACAAUUUGUUUUGUCCACUUCGACGGUAUUUGUUUUUUGCAAUCGGUCAUUCAGCGAGUGGAUAACUUGCCUUGUCUCGUAGUGUCCUCGAGUUGUCUCGUUGGUUCCACUUUAUAGCACAAAAGAAAAAAACAAGACAAUGGGCUCGCCACGUCAUUCCCCAGUUCACACUCACCUCAUCUGAAAACACCGCAAAAAGGAAAUAAAUACAGGAAAAAAGAGGAAUACAAGAAAACUUUACAAAAACAAGAAAAGCACACCAUUGUUAACGUUCACAUGCUCACAGAGAGCUUGCAUCCAUAUCGUGGCAAGAGAAAAGCAGUCGGUGCCUUCUUUUGCACUAACAGACCGUCACUAACCGAUACUAUGACCAGAUCUAUGACUCCACCACCGCUCCACGGAUGAGGAAUUGGGACGGAGGGGACGAUUGAAGGAAGAGAGAGAUUUCACACAUAGCCUUUCUUACCUACUGCGGACUACAGACCUUUUCUUGACAUAUAGAGACAAAAUGUAACAAACAGAUGAAGACUUUAACGGACCUCUUAUGAAAUUGAUAUUUUUUAAAGGGAAGAAUAAAAAAAAAAAACUAAACAAAAAAUAACGAGAACCUUGUGAGCUUUUCACUGACAUUGGUAUACCACAGCCUGUGUUGGUCACAAGCUCCCAGAAAGCUUAUGUACAGAAAAAGACAACAUGUACUGUGUUGUUUUGUUGUGUAAAAUAAAAAGGGAUAAAAUGAAAACUGGAAACUGGAGUGUGUUUUAUAGGCAUGUACAGAAUGUCCAAAAUAUCUUACAGCAACGUUCACGGCAUCGUUUUCCGCAUCACUGCAUUAUUUUCGUUGGGUAAAAACUUCAAAUUAGAAAUGACAUGUUGCGUUUCUUAAUUAAGUCACAUUUUCCGCUGUAAUUUGAUGCAUCGGUAUUUAGCUAAAAACCCGAGGCUUAGUUGCAUACAUACCCACACACACAGACACACACACAUUGUCUGGCUGUUUAUUUAGAGCACAGCUCGUUUGCAAACCUCCCACUUUCUCCUGAUUGCACUCAAUAGAGUUUCACAGUUAAGUAUAAAAAAAAUGCUCCCAGUGAGGCUUUGACAAUUUGCUAAUGACUAAGACUCAUAUAUGUUGUUGUUGAGUGCUUACAAAAUUAACCAUUGCUUGACAUUCGCUGAAAGUGUAACUCAUUAGCUAUGAAAAUUGAUAUUGAAACCAAGGAAUAUGCUUCAGCUUUUCAGGAACACCAAUGAUAAUAAUAAAAAGCAAAGGUUUCAGGAAAACAUGUCAAGUUACACAUCUAGACAGAAGAGGGGACGUGGCUUCUGCUCUCUAUACUGUAUGCUCAGCCUCUUAUACAGCACUCUUGUAAAGUAACAGGUACUUGCUACAAAACAAGAGCUGAUACUCACUCCACUUAAAGGAAAGCGGCUGUUGUGGAUAUGUGAAUGGUGCAUCGCAUUCACAAAAAUGUAUUAAAAAAAAAAAAAAAAAAAACCCAAACAAGCUUGCUGGCACUAAGUGGCACUAAAAAUAAGUCUGAGUUUUGUUAAACUACCUCCCUCUUGUUUUUAGAUCACAUACAUACACCUGUCAUUUUCGCCUGAUCUCUAUCAUUGCAUCACAUUUCUUCAUCUGCAGCCUCUUUGCAAUCUGAAAAAUUCUGGAAGAUAGCCCAACUCUUCAACUAUACAAGCCAUCUCAGAUGCAUUUUACCUGCCUAUUUAAUUAAAAAAUCAUCUAAAAGUCUUAAAAUAUUGCUGCCAAUUACUGUCCCAUAAGUCUGUAAUGUAUUAUCUUGUUAUUAUGAAAUCUUUUUUCUCAUAGUUAAAAGGUAGAAAAGUCAUAAAUAUGAGAUACAGAAGUUGUAGCAAGAUGACUACAAGGAAAAGGCCUGCAAAU